Messenger RNA from Huiozyma naganishii CBS 8797, 417 nucleotides. Its product is annotated as nascent polypeptide-associated complex subunit alpha. Gene Ontology annotation, biological process: protein targeting to membrane. The coding region runs from base 1 to 417 and encodes 138 amino acids. Gene Ontology annotation, cellular component: cytoplasm; nascent polypeptide-associated complex. Lineage: Eukaryota; Fungi; Ascomycota; Saccharomycetes; Saccharomycetales; Saccharomycetaceae. The record is from RefSeq and is a predicted model, not a curated record. The transcript has a single exon.
AUGGGCGACGAGACGAUUGAUGAGGUGCACUUUGUGCAGGAGAAUGAGAAUUUGGCAAAAGAUAUUAUCUUGAAGUCAGGUAAUUAUAAGGCGGUGAGUGGGAUAACCAGAGUGACGAUGAAAAGAGCAGACAACAAAGUUUUGAUAAUCGAGAACCCUGAAGUCUACUGUAAAAACCGAACUUCCUAUGUGGUUUUUGGUGAGGUGGUUGUCGACAACUUCAGCCAAAAACUAGCUCUUGCCCAAGAACAAGCACGUCAGACGUCUACCGACACCUACUUAGAAAACUCAGAAGAAGACAUUGAAAUGAUAGUAGAGGAGACAGGUUUUCCAGAAGACGAAGUUAUCAAAGCCUUAGAUGAACACGGUGGCGAUGUAGUUAUGACAAUAUUUGCGUUGCAUUCCAGGAAUCGCUAA